CUCAAAUCAUCCCUUUCUCUCUCUCUGAAUUUCUCUUCUCUCAAACCUUUUCCUCUCAAGAUGCAUCCAUGGCUCCAAACUGUAAUCGACAUGUGCACGGGGAAGAACAAAGGAGAUAUCAAGGCUUUCAACGAUGAUCCUCUCGGAAGAUCGAUCAGUCUCGAAAAACACUGCUUCGGAGAAUUUUCCAUGGCUAGUGUUCAAGCCAAUGUGUUCAUGGAAGAUCAAAGCCAGGUCGAAGUUGCAUCCAACAAUGCACUCUUUGUUGGCAUUUACGACGGUCACGGUGGCGUCCACGCUUCCUCGUUCCUCGUUGAACAGCUCUUCAGAAAGCUAUUGAGGAUAGCUCACGAGAAUGAUGAUACUAUAACCGAAGAUACUCUAAGAGACGCUGUUUCUGCUACGGAAGCUGAUUUUAUGACUUACGUCAACAACAAUUUUAAUAUAAUGCCACAUCUAUCAAAAGUUGGUUCAUGCUGUCUUGCUGGAGUUAUAUGGAAAAAGACGCUAUACAUCGCGAAUCUUGGAGAUUCGCGCGCCAUCAUUGCUUCUUUGGUGAAUGGAGUACCGAGAGUUGAACAAUUGACAAGAGAUCACAAUUGUAGUUAUGAAGUUAUUAGAGAAGAACUCAUGUUAGAGUACCCACAUGAUCCCGAAAUUGUGAUGAUGAGGAAUGGAGCGUGGCGCGUUAAAGGCAUCAUUGAGGUUACUAGAACUAUUGGUGAUGCAUAUUUGAAAAGGCCUGAUUUUACUUUUCGCGAUUCGUUUCCCAACGAUCCGAAUGGGCCUAAACUUCCUAGUAGCUGUGUGCUAUCAGCAGAACCUGAGAUGCGUUCGAGGCCUUUAAGAGAUAGUGAUAAGUUUCUUAUAUUUGCUUCUGAUGGACUUUGGGAUUUCAUGACAAAUGAACAAGCUGCUCAAAUUGUUUCAAGCAAUCCAAGAAAUGGAAUUGCGAAAAGGCUUUUGAGUGUUGCGCUGGCGGAAGCUGGUAGAAGAAGGGGAGUUACCUAUGCGAACAUUCAGGCUGCUCAGCCAGGACGUGACAAUCUGAGCAGGAGGUCUUUUCAUGACGAUAUAAGUGUGAUUGUUGUGUUCUUAGACAGAAUGUCGUUUCUGAGGACACGCCCACUUAAUAUCUCCUACAGAGGCUCAAAUGCGGAGUCUCGACCAUCUGAUUUCGCAAACUCUGGAUUAACCUCUUUGGACCUGAAGCCAAUGAGUCCUCGGCGUCUGAAGGAGACUUUCAGAAGACGGAUGAAAACAAAAUCUAGCAGCCCUCGGACUCCUGAGAGUCCUCUGGGUGAAAGCUCUCGGGCUAGGGACACUGACAACCUUAUUAAUCAGAGCCCUCCGACUCCUCGAAGCCGUUGGGAGUCUCUGAAAAAGCGGAUUUUUCCAAAUCGAAGACGAAUAUGAGCUGUUACAACUUCCUUCAAGUCACAGAGAUCUGUUAAAAAAGUUAAUUGUUCGACUCUUUUUCUUUUUACUGCAUCGAGUUGGAUUUAUAGAAGUGUCAAUUUCAUGUGAUAUAUUGAUUUUUCAUAGAGCUAUAGGAGAUAAGAACUAUAUGAGAGUUGUUUUUCACUCAGUUGUACAUAUUUGAAUAAGUGUCCUGGAGUUUGUGACACAAGGAUUAUGAAUUGGAAGUUAAAACAUAUUCUGAAAU
Molecule: messenger RNA, 1666 nt
Organism: Lathyrus oleraceus (garden pea)
Lineage: Eukaryota; Viridiplantae; Streptophyta; Magnoliopsida; Fabales; Fabaceae
Product: probable protein phosphatase 2C 43
Exons: 4
Coding region: 61-1416 (451 amino acids)
Biological process (GO): protein dephosphorylation
Molecular function (GO): cation binding; protein serine/threonine phosphatase activity
Source: RefSeq, a predicted model, not a curated record